This is a messenger RNA of Periophthalmus magnuspinnatus, 1581 nucleotides long. It is a transcript of the gene rgrb, whose product is annotated as retinal G protein coupled receptor b. NCBI's taxonomy places the organism in Eukaryota, Metazoa, Chordata, Actinopteri, Gobiiformes, Gobiidae. Gene Ontology annotation, cellular component: membrane. Gene Ontology annotation, molecular function: G protein-coupled receptor activity. Bases 219 to 1103 code for a protein of 294 amino acids. Gene Ontology annotation, biological process: G protein-coupled receptor signaling pathway; phototransduction; visual perception. The record is from RefSeq and is a predicted model, not a curated record. The transcript has 7 exons.
GCACGCUGGUUACGCACGGCCAGGACGCGCAGACGCACACGGUUUUGCGCUUGUUAAGACAUUCCUGCGCGGAUUGCACCAGGGUUUUAGCGCAGAUUAGCGGUUUCACGUGAAAGAGCCUUUAUAACGCGCUUCCCGGGCGGACUGUGCGCUACUAGAGUCGAGUUUUUGCGCCGCGGGUGGAGCGUGGUUUUUUUUUUUGGAGACUCGGACGCGCCAUGGCCGCACACGCGCUACCGGAGGGAUUCGCAGAGUUUGACAUGUUUCUGUUUGGGACCGCGCUGCUCGUGGGAGGAGUGCUCGGGUUCUUCUUGAACACGAUCUCUGUUCUGUCGUUCAUCUCGGUGAAGCAGAUGAGGACGCCCAGUAACUUCUUCGUCUUUAAUUUGGCUCUGGCCGAUCUGAGUCUGAACAUCAACGGCCUGACUGCGGCCUACGCGUCCUACCUGAGGUACUGGCCUUUCGGGGCGGAGGGCUGCAGGAUGCACGGGUUCCAGGGCAUGAUCUCUGUUCUGGCCUCCAUCAGUUUCAUGGCCGCCAUCGCCUGGGACAGAUACCACGUCUACUGCACACGGCAGAAGCUGUUCUGGAGCACCACCAUCACCAUGAGCUCCCUGAUCUGGAUCCUGUCUGUGGCCUGGGCCGCGGUGCCUCUGUUUGGAUGGGGCGUGUACGACUUUGAACCGAUGAAGACCUGCUGCACUCUGGACUACAGCAAGGGAGACAGGGAUUACAUCACGUACAUGGUGAGUCUGGUGGUGUUGUACUUGGCGUUCCCCUCCAUCACCAUGCUCUCCUGCUACGACUCCAUCUACAAGUACUUCAAGAAGAUACACAACCAGAAGUUCAACACGUCUCUUCCUCUCCAGACGAUGUUGAUGUGCUGGGGGCCGUACGUGCUCAUGUGUGUCAUCGCCUGUUUCACUGACGUCACAGUGAUCUCCCCCAAGAUCAGGAUGGCUCUGCCCGUCAUCGCCAAAACAAACCCGAUCUUCAACGCUCUGCUUUACUCCUUCAACAACGAGUUUUAUCGACCCGGAGUCUGGAACUUUUUGACGGGACAGAAGAUCACGGAGCCUCUGGAGGGAAAGAAAUCCAAAUGAGACGAGCGCUCAGAGCGCCGCGGCGACGGCGUGGAGUUAAAGCUACACUCAGUCGUUUUCUUUUGUUUCAGUCUUGAUAUAUUUUGUGUAAAUGAAACUUAAACUUGGAUUAAAAACAUGAAAACCAGAAACAGUUGAUUUGAAACAGUUUGGUCUGAAGUUCCUCCUCACUCACUUCAUCAGAACGUCCUCACUACUCACCAGGAUGAGUUUAGAAGCACUUUUCACAACAACUAGCAUGCUAACACGCACCUCUGAGCUGCUUAAGUCACAGGACAAACGUGGCUCAGACUUUAAACGUUCGAUGGGACGUCCCAGGAGCAGGUGAACGUCUCAGGGUUUAAUGAUACUGGACUGUGAAGAUGAAAAAGUUCCUGAGUGGUGCUUUAAAGUUCACCACAGGCCUCACUCUGUUUAUGAUCAGAUUCAUCAGCCUUUUUCUGUAAAAUAAGAUGAAUAAACACAUUUGUACAACUGG